Molecule: messenger RNA, 1697 nt
Organism: Cicer arietinum (chickpea)
Lineage: Eukaryota; Viridiplantae; Streptophyta; Magnoliopsida; Fabales; Fabaceae
Product: putative transferase At1g60990, chloroplastic
Cellular component (GO): mitochondrion
Molecular function (GO): protein binding
Source: RefSeq, a predicted model, not a curated record
AAAAUUAACUCAAAAUACACAACAGUCUCCCGAACUGGCCCCAACUAAAUAAAAAAGGAAGCGUUUCUGGGUGUGAAGUGAUUCUUGAAAGAAGGUCACGCGUGUGCGUAACUCCGUUAUCAAUAACCUAAUCCGAAAUGAUAACGCUGUCACUACUACCAUCUUCCUUCACACUUCCAAACCAAUCUCCUCCAAUAUUGCCCAAACCUUAUUUACUCCGAAAUCUUGAGUUGUGGUCCCACCACCACAAGAAGAAGAAACUAAUCUUCCACUCAAUUUCUUCUCAAUCUUCGUCAUCUUUCGACCUUUCCCCUCCCCCCAUCGACCAUGACUUCCUGGACACUGUUAAAACUGCAGGUGCCGAGGUUUCAGGGGAAGGGAUCGUUGAAACAUUUCAUAAUGACGAAGAAGCACUGGAUGCUGCAGACAAUGGGGUUGCUGUUGUGGAUCUUUCACACUUUGGCCGGAUAAGAGUCAGCGGAGAUGAUCGUGUUCAGUUCCUUCACAACCAGAGUACUGCAAACUUCGAAUGUCUACAAGCAGGACAAGGAUGUGACACUGUUUUUGUAACACCAACAGCUCGAACUAUAGAUAUUGCACAUGCGUGGGUCAUGAAAAAUGCAAUAACUUUAGUGGUUUCGCCAAAGACUUGUAGGACCAUUUCUGAAAUGCUGAACAAGUACAUAUUUUUUGCUGAUAAAGUAGAGAUUCAAGACAUUACUAAGAAAACCAGCUUAUUUGUUUUGGUGGGACCCAAAAGUGGCCAAGUGAUGGAGAACCUGAACCUAGGCAAUCUUGUUGGAAAACCGUAUGGCACUCAUCAACAUUUUUAUGUUGAUAAGCAGCCUAUAACUAUAGGAGUUGGAAAUCUCAUUUCUGAAGAUGGUUUUUCAUUGAUGAUGUCUCCAGCAGCUGCUCCAUCUGUCUGGAAAGCUAUUCUUGCUCAAGGGGCUGUCGCAAUGGGUUCUAAUGCUUGGAAUAAAUUGCGGGUUAUCCAAGGAAGGCCUGCUCCUGGAAUGGAGCUUACAAAAGAAUUCAAUGUCCUUGAGGCUUGUCUAUGGAACUCCAUUUCUCUAACCAAGGGCUGUUACAAAGGACAGGAGACUAUAUCUAGGCUGAUAACAUAUGAUGGUGUCAAACAAAGGUUAUGGGGAUUUCAUCUUUCUGAUGCCGCACAACUUGGCAGUACUAUUACAGUUGAUGGGAAAAAGGUUGGGAAAUUGACUAGUUACGCUUCUGGAAGGAAGCAAUCUGAACACUUUGGGUUAGGUUACAUCAAGAGGCAAGCUGCUUCAGAAGGUGACAGAGUAAUUGUGGGAGAUAACAUCAUUGGAACAGUAGUGGAAGUUCCUUUUCUUUCUCAACAGCGUCCACCAUCUGGUAGUUCAAAAAGUUCUUGAUUCUCUCUUUGGGCAUGGAAUGUAAACAUCAUCAUUAUUUAUGUGCUCAAAAUGAUGUUGUUCAGUAGAAUUAAAGAUGUCCAUGCAUAAUACUUGUAUGUUUAUGAUUUAUGCUAUCUGAUAGAAUAUUAUGGUGCGUUGUUUGAUCUAUGAAGUCGACCCUAACUUAGUGAGGUAAAGUUUGGUUGUUGUAUGUUUUAUGAAUUUUUGUUUUUGGUCGAUAAAUUAGUUCAUUUGGAAACAACUGUGGUUAUUAUAAUUAGCAACUUCUUCCUGUUCAUCUCUUCUUGGAGAUCA